Aspergillus caelatus is the source of this 494-nucleotide messenger RNA. It is a transcript of the gene S10a, whose product is annotated as 40S ribosomal protein uS10. The record is from RefSeq and is a predicted model, not a curated record. Bases 133 to 483 code for a protein of 116 amino acids. Gene Ontology annotation, molecular function: RNA binding; structural constituent of ribosome. NCBI's taxonomy places the organism in Eukaryota, Fungi, Ascomycota, Eurotiomycetes, Eurotiales, Aspergillaceae. The transcript has 4 exons. Gene Ontology annotation, biological process: translation. Gene Ontology annotation, cellular component: ribosome; cytosolic small ribosomal subunit.
CGCGUAUCGCCCAGAGCUAUUCCAACGGCCAUCAUCACCUUACCGAACCUCGAAGUUCAGGUCUUGAUUGGCAACUAGCCUUACUUUACGCCAUCUCAAUCCCGGUCUCCCCACCGCAAACCAACCGUCAAGAUGUCUUUCCAGAAGCCCGAGAAGGAUUUCGGCGAGGGCCCUAAGGUCCACAAGAUCCGUAUCACCCUUACCUCUCGCAAGGUCGCCUCCCUCGAGAAGGUUUGCUCUGAGCUGAUCGAGCGUGCCCGCUCCAAGUCCCUCCACGUCAAGGGUCCCGUCCGUCUUCCCACCAAGACCCUUCACAUCUCCACCCGUAAGACCCCCAACGGUGAGGGUUCUAAGACCUGGGACAAGUACGAGAUGCGCAUCCACAAGCGUCUCAUCGACCUCCUCGCCCCCACUGAGACUGUCAAGCAGAUCAUCAUCAACAUCGAGGCUGGUGUUGAGGUCGAGGUCACCAUUGCCGCUUAAAUUUACUCUAA